CGCGAUCGUCGGACCAAUCAGUUGUUCAUUGUUCGCGAACAUGGAUUAAGUCUCGCCUAACGUGCACCGCAGCGAUCUCGAAUUAUCGAUACCAUCCGUAGAUUUCGCGAUGGUCUAUUUUUCUUAAUGGUGCGCGAGAGAACUGGCGUCGCUCACGCCACCCCGUGAUUCGAACUUCCCGCUCCGAGCGCUCGACGAUUUCGAGCUUUGGUUUUUCGAAGCGUCGAUACGUCGCGGCUCGCGAAAAUGUGAUCGACAGCAUUGUUCGUCGCGCGACGGAUUUUUCGUGGCCGGUUAAGUGCGUCAUUUCUCGCCACGAUGACGGUGAAUCUAUCGGUGGUGACGAUGGUGUUGAUGCUGGUGACCACCGUGAUCGUAUUGGUGUACGGGAAGGAUGUGACGACACUGGAGUACGACGACCUUCUUCCGGCGAACGAGACCAACGUCCGGCAUCGCGUCGAUACAGAAUCCCCGGUCGGCGAUCAUCGUCAGGGUCGUAUGUCCCUUCAGACCGAGCUGCCAUCCUCGAAAGCGAAGAGGGAGCAAGCUCUUCGCAGCAUCCUCGCCGCGAGAAGGCGACAGAUCUUGAGCCAACGGCCAAUCGAAUCUCGGAAUCUGAACCGCACACCGAGACCGCUCGAGGUCUCCAAGGAUUCGCCGGAUGUGCUGGAGGCUCAAGAGACCAGGCACGGAAUGUACGUAACAGCGACCGCUGGCAGCAAGCCCGAGCCCGAGCCCGCGAACGUGGAGGAAUCAACAGGUAGGAUUAUCGUGGCGGACUUAGCGAGCGGAGACAUCGAGCUCGUCUCCAAGGAGCUAGAAGGCGAGCAGGUGGUCGAGCAUAGCACGAGAAAACUGAGCAACGAGAGCAUCGCGGCGUCAAGCGUCGAGGGUAAACCGGCCUCCGGUAACUCGAGAAGCAAUUACUCGAUCGCCCAUAGAAAUUCUUCCUCGCCUCCGUCCUCCCCGACGUCUCCAUCGCCACUCCUAAGCACUCAGAAAGCUCAAGACUCGGAUACCCGCAAAAAGAAUAUCGUCUCGAUGCCCGAGUCCCUCUACAAUUACUUCAGGCCCGUGGAGAGCAACAUCCCCGUGGAGGACAUGUCUCAGUUUCUCUACUUUGGCCAGAAGAUUCAACCGGAUGCUCACAACGUCACUGGAACUCUGGACGCGACCCCAACCGCGGUAACGGCCUCCAGCUCGAGAAGGAGGUACUCCAUGAAGCGAUUCGGCACGACGACACCCGUGCCCAAGUUGGAGGAGAUCAUAAACGAGGAGAUGAACAUCGCCGUGGAGCGUCGGAUCGUCGAGAAGAACAAGGUCUCCAAGAUCAAGAACGCGUUCAGGAGCCCGGAAAACGGGGUUUAUUACCGGAAGACAGGACCCACGGAUCUCACGAUUGCUUCCAACGUUAUCACGGCGAAGGAGGCCGUCGAUAACGCCACGGAGACGAAGGCGAAAAUUGAUUCGGUCGACGAUAAGCCUCGAGACGAUAACCUGUCCGCUCACGCCGUUGACCAGCUGCGUCGCGAGAGAGGAAAUGCUCCAGCCCACGUGCCCGCAGAAACGAGGAAUGCGACCAACUCGACCCAGAUACCGCAACGACAGCCAGUUUCCGCGAAAGCGUACAAGGAGCCCGCGGAAAGUGAAACCAAGGAUCGCGCGGACGGUUUUGGCGACGAGUUGAAGAGCCACGCGAAGAAGAAGAAGACCGACAACUCUUCUCUAAUCUCGAACGAGAGGGACGACAGUGCCUCCACUUUAUCGGACGUAGAGAUGUACGGAGACCACACCGAACAGAGGAUCAGAAGAAUCGACAUCUACGCAACGAACGACAACGUAGACCUCUCCAGAAACUUCGACUCCGUGCAGGCCGACCAGCCCACGCUCAGCACUCGCGAGAGCAACAACAUAGAGACCUCGACUUCCAGGGAAAAAAUCUCGCAUCCCACCAUGGACCCAUCCCUCCCCGUCGAUUGGACCUCACCAGAGACAUCCACCCUGAGGAUAAUCGUCGUGGAGGACAACCAGGAGCAGGGUUUCUCUGCGACCGAUGUCGCAGAGAAGUAUACCGUUAAACCGGUCGAUUCGACGGAAGAACGAGCUCGCGGCGUCGUUUCCGGUGAUGUUCCCACUCCGAAAGCCCUCCUAGCCACGACAACCGCGACCAUGGAGGCGAGCACGCGGUUCAAGGGUCGUCAUCGGGACCAAAAGCAUCGUCCUGUGGACAAGGGAGGCGGGAAUCGGGAGCAGCAUCAACAUCAGGAACAACAGCAGCAGCACGUGUACGCGUACACGAUAACGAACGUGACGCGGCUGUUGCGCAACUACACCGGACCUGGGUUAAGCAGAGAGGAACAAGGAGGUCCCGAGCGGGGCACCGGUACGACCGAGAUAACGACCGGAUCGGCGCAGCCACGGCGUCAGCCACCGCCGCCGUCUCUUCUUCUGCUUCCUCGUGCCGGUAGUGGUAUAGAGGCAGCCCGAGCGCCGGCGGAACUCAGUGCCGGCACGACCGUCGAAGCAGUCGCAGCUGGUGGAACGUCCACUGGUGACCUGGUGGGGGAACGGCAGAGGAAAGUCGUCACAGUCGUGCCACAACCGGGGGAACGCGCGGUCAACAGUGCCUCCGCGCCUCAGCUGACCGUAAACAAGAGCGCUCCGAAGUCGAGCAAGUCGCCGGAAGUCGGUAGUCGAGGAGCGGUUCGAUGGAACCACACUAGGUCGAGGAACACGGAUCUAGAGGGAAUAGGCGAUAGAAGGUUCCUCAGGAAGUCGGCCAGCGCGGUGCUCAAUCAACGAAUCGGGGCCAGUGGAGACGAAGACGUUGCUCUAGUGGGUAAGAGGCGAAGGCUGACAAAUGGCCAGACCGCAUCCUCCAGCAGGAGGGUCAAAGGAGGCAAAGUCCUAGACAGUGUUCAUCGAACUAUGAAUGGGUCAGUUUUGAUCGGUGAGAAGAAUAGGAAGGAUGCAGGGGAAGGACGAGCUUUUCGCGAAGACGUGAACAGGAGCAACGCGACGACUGAAAGCGUCACCAUGGAGCAGAGGACGUCGUCUGUCACGGAGGUGGACUCGACUACCACUCCGAUGGUCGUUAAUACCACGGAGGAAGACGCGAGUAAUCUGACAGAGCCAGUGACUUUAAGUGAUACCAAAGACAAAAACGACGCGACGCGGGGCGAGAACGAAAGUGGCCGCGCAGAGAACAGCACAGUGAACGGAAGCGGUUCGUCGACCGUGACAGUGACCGCGACGUUGGACGAAACGGUCGAGCCCAAAGAAACGACGACGACCGCGACACCAAUCCCGGCGCCAGUUUUUCCAGUUACGCCCAGAAUAAUCGCGGAAACGGUACGAGUUGAAAAGGAGACUUUCACCGUGAGCCCGACGGAGUCCGCGGGCCAGGUGACCGAGACCAGAAUCACCGAGCCUAACAAACCUUACGGAAUGGCGAACCUGGAUCCCUCGGAGAUCCAGAAGAUGUAUAGGUCCAAGAACGCGACCACCGUCGCGUCUACAACCAUGGAAGCUCCCACUACGUCGAUGCCCACGGUGCAGAUCGAGAUCUCGACGAUACCGCAGGACCAGGUCGUGACUUCCGACUCGACGAGCGAGAAAUCGGUCCCGACCGGCUCCACGGUUUCGGAGUCACGCAGGAGAUUGUCAGGCGAGAGGCCCCCGGAAGUCAGGGGUCGUAACCUGUCCGACGAAUCCAAGGACAAGGACGACGUCCUGCCCAUCAUGCAGCUGUACAACACCUCGGACAUAUUCAACGGCACCGGUCCCGCGAACUCCUUUUCCCGUGGCACGGAACGACGAGUGGAGCUUCCGGUGUACCCGAAGCAGCCAGAUGUUUCGAGAACGGCCGAGAAAGUCAACGACACGGUUACUCAGAAAAGUACGUCGAACGAUGCAUCGAAUGCUGCCCGCGUCCCCGUUUCCGAGCCAACGAGGAAGGACAAGCACGACGAUAAUCGCGAGACGUCCGCCCAUGUCCCGCCGACGGGUCCUGGCAGAGGGACGACGAACGGGAACAGGACCAGACACAGGCCUCUCUAUCAUCACGCGAUCCUCCCUGAAUACAACAUCUCUGUGUACCCCGACGAACUGAACAGGACGUUCUUCGACACCGGUAUGAUAUCGGUCAGUCCCAGAGAGUCGGUGAAUGUCAGUGAAGUGAUAUCGAAGAGACACGACGGCGACGCCAUCGCGUCCCAGGAGACCGUCGCCGUGGUCAGCUACAUCCUGGCGACGCUUGUAGUCUUCCCCAUCGCCGUCGGCGUUGGCCUCAUUCUUAGAAGACUGAUACUUAGGAAUCGUAAGGUGCUCGAGGAGUCGGAUACAUCGUCGGAGAUAAGUUGCCGCAAAGACGCUCUGAACCUUGAGAACGGGGACUUCAAAACGUCCAUUGAGAAGGCGAUCACGAAAUUACCAAGGAUACAACACUUGUGUCACGAAGCAGAGAAGCCUCCGCCCCCGCCAACGCAAGAAUCUAGAUGGGAGUUUCCUAGAGAUAAGCUUAGGUUACAGACGGUCCUCGGCCAAGGAAACUUUGGUCAGGUCUGGAAGGCUGAAGCUGACGAUUUGACUGGUCAUCAAGGAACUACUCGUUUAGUGGCUGUCAAAACUGUCAAGGAAGGUGCUUCCGAUCGAGAGAAGGAGGAUCUGGUUCGAGAACUGGAGAUCAUGCAGCAACUCGGUAGUCAUCCCAAUGUUGUCACUCUUCUUGGUUGUUGCACCGAACAAGAACCUCAUUAUCUCAUAUUGGAGUACGUGAUGUACGGGAAACUGCUGGCGUAUUUGCGUGAUCAUCGUACAAGGCAGGAUUUCUACAACUUCAGCGAGGACUCGGCUGCCCUUACGUCCAGGGACCUCACAGUUUUCGGUUACUGCGUGGCGAGAGGAAUGGAGUAUCUGGCGUCCAAGAAGAUCAUCCACCGUGAUCUCGCCGCGAGGAACGUGUUGGUGGACCACAACAAGCUGUGCAAGAUCGCGGACUUCGGCAUGUCGAGAUUCGCCAACGAGGACGGCGAGGUGAUCGAGACCAGACACGGGAGGAACGCCCUGCCCAUCAGGUGGAUGGCACCGGAGUCCUUAAUUUACUCGCUCUUCACCACCAAGACCGACGUAUGGAGCUUCGGGAUCUUGAUGUGGGAGAUCGUCACCCUGGGUUCGACACCGUACCCGGACAUGACGGCGCGGGAAGUGAUGCGAAACGUGCAGAACGGUUAUCGGCUGGAGAGGCCUUCGCAUUGUCGAAGCGAGCUCUUCAGGGUGAUAUCACGAUGCUGGCAGGCUGAUCCAGACCGCAGACCAGAAUUCCAGACGCUCAGAAGGGAUCUGGCCCAGUUGCUCGAGGACAACAUGAACGGACAUUACGUCGAUCUAGAGAGCUUCGCCUCGGAGUGCACCGACUGAGAAUUUCGAUCAGAGAUCCAUCUGUAAUCGUCUCGUCGACCCUUGCACCAGGAAGACAGAGGUCCUCGAGCCAUCGAUCAGCAAUCGUUGAACAGGGGAUGAAACUAUUUUCUCAGAGCUCAAGCGCCUGGAAUAAAGUUAGUGCUGAGGAUAGAGGUUGCUCUUCAAGAAUGGGUUACCUUUUCGAUUUCAGUCGACUCUCCGCAAACUGGGAAGUGAAUAUUCCUGGAGCUAAAGACUAGUGUAUGUGGAUGUCAUGGUCUGUAUGCGACGGUGUUUUUAUUUUUAUGGAGGGGUGAAUGAUGAUGAAUGGAUGGAAUGGAAGAAUGAGGAACGAUUAAUCCAAGAAAAUGUAAAACUUCCUGUAAUACUUUUCGGAGCUUCUAAUGACUGGAACGUGACAAUUAUGGAUUUUUGGUCCAUUUGGGAAAAUCUAUGUGAGGGAAAGCGAAAAAAUAUUUUCAAUGACUGUAAUAUGUUUAUUUUUUUAAGGAAAUAAACUGUUUGAAAUCUUUAGUGAGCAUUGAGAAGAAUGUGAAGAAGAAUCUUCGUUGUGUCCAUGAAUUGUCAUUUUGCACUCUAUGAAGAUGAGCUUUGAAGCUAACAAAAUUUAUUUUGUAUAAAUGUUGAAUAUGCAUGGAGACUAUACAUUUCCUCCAUGGAAAGUGAGAAUUAAAUCUGAAUCCGUCCAUAAUCUUUUAUUCGUCAAAAGCACAAUGCUAUUGCAAAGUUUUGUGCUAGUUGCACGCCAUUAUGGCGAACGAAAGUCAAUAAAAAAAAAAAAAAUAAUAAUCAUUGCUACAAAACAUACAAGCUGUUGACUUAUUUCGCAGAGAUUUCUGAGCAACUUUGACAAUAACAUAGCACUCUCUGUUUGGAUCCUCUUGAAAAUAUUUUUGCAAACCAAUCUCUUCGAGCAGGUGCUUAACAGGAUUCACAAAAGUGCUAAUAUUUAACGUUGUGUGUGGCUCGGAGUUAUCGAGUGUGCGAGUUUUUCAUUAAGUGACAUUGUCUUUUGUGAAACGAGAAAAGAACGUCAGCAAUGCAAACAAGGGGAUAUCUGCAGUCUAUAGUUAAGGACGACAAGCAUUUUUCACUGUCUUCAUUGAAAGAAAAAAAAUGUCAAAAUGUUUAAGUAUUUGGUUUAGUAUUAUUAAGUACCUAGCGUUCCCAAUUAAAGCGCCAGUCAUCAAACGUUUGUUCGCGUCGGUGUUUUCUUACUCGACGCAGACGUUUGUUACAUUGAUACGACGAAUUUUUGAACGGUACCUAUUAAAAACGUUAUUUUUAAUAAUAUUUACUAUCGAUAAAGAUAAAAAUAAUUAAAAAGAAUAUAAUGUUCGUAUAGAUUGAGUAAAAAAAUUGUGAUAACUUUUGCAUUGAACGAAUUCAUAAAAUUAAAUAUAAGAAAAAAGAUCAUUUAUUUAUUUAACAAUAUUAUUAUCUUUUAAAUUAUCUCUGAACAGGAGUCUGCGUUUCGAUGGAAAUUCCGUGCUCACAAGAAGAAACUCCGACGCGCGAACGAUCGAUCACGGAACUCACGAAAAUCAUCACGUUCGACAGCGACGAAUCCUCGUUUCGGAGUGUUGUACAUAAAAUCGCAUUUUCAAAACGCGUCGUUUCAAUAAAAACGACAAAAAAAGAAAGACCCCCCCCCCUUCUCCAACAUCGCCCUAUCAUCGUAAUUAUAUCGAAAAUAAUAAUUAUUAUUAUAUUAUUAUAUGAUUAAUACUUGUAUUAUCACUGAUUAAUCGUUAUUAAGCACAUAAGUUUGUAAGAUUUUUCAAUCGUCGAUUUAUUCUUAAUCAUUCUAGUCUCUCUCGAUGCGUACGGGGUGUCGAUUGGUCUUUAUUUUAUUACACAUCACCGCGAAAUCCGCGUGUAAAUUUAUUCUGGAUUGUGAUAUCGUAUUUUUACACCGUGAAAGCUCCCCAGAGCCGAUUCAAGCCCCCACCAUUGUUUAUCGUAUUAAGUUUGUAACUUUGCAAAGUCGAUUUCUCUUCGUGACAUUUCCCCUCGCUUCAGCAUUAUCGAAGAGAAGCGACGACGUCGAUUAUCCCGUGUUAUUUCGAUGUUACUCUGCGUACUUUGCGAUUCGUGCGUGCAUACAUAUACACUUCCCCCCUCUCCACCAUUUCCACACAAAAAAAAAUACAAGAAUUAUUGUAUGUAAACUCAACUACUGUAAGAGGUUUUCUUUAUGUCAGUAAACGUUGUCGUAAAUCUCA
Molecule: messenger RNA, 7646 nt
Organism: Hylaeus anthracinus
Lineage: Eukaryota; Metazoa; Arthropoda; Insecta; Hymenoptera; Colletidae
Exons: 8
Coding region: 319-5418 (1699 amino acids)
Biological process (GO): multicellular organism development; positive regulation of kinase activity; protein phosphorylation
Cellular component (GO): signaling receptor complex
Molecular function (GO): transmembrane receptor protein tyrosine kinase activity; ATP binding
Source: RefSeq, a predicted model, not a curated record